UUUCCCGUGAGCCCUCGGGGAGUGGUCCGACCGCGGGCGGCCGCCGGUGAGGUAGGGGCGGGAGGCGGGGGGAGACAUGGCUCGGCGCGGCUGGCGGCGGGCACCCCUCCGCCGUGGCGUCGGCGGCGGUCCCCGAGCCCGCAGGCUCAUGCGGCCCCUUUGGUUGCUCCUCGCAGUGGGCGUCUUUGACUGGGCAGGGGCUUCGGACGGCGGCGGCGGAGAGGCGAGAGCCAUGGACGAGGAGAUCGUGUCGGAGAAGCAAGCCGAGGAGAGCCACCGGCAGGACAGCGCCAACCUGCUCAUCUUCAUCCUGCUGCUCACCCUCACUAUUCUCACGAUCUGGCUCUUCAAGCACCGCCGGGCCCGCUUCCUGCACGAAACCGGCCUGGCUAUGAUUUAUGGUCUUUUGGUGGGCCUUGUGCUUCGGUAUGGCAUUCACGUUCCGAGUGAUGUAAAUAAUGUGACCCUGAGCUGUGAAGUGCAGUCAAGUCCAACUACCUUACUGGUAAAUGUUAGUGGAAAAUUUUAUGAGUAUACGCUGAAAGGAGAGAUUAGUUCACAUGAACUCAAUAAUGUUCAAGAUAAUGAAAUGCUUAGAAAGGUUACUUUUGAUCCAGAAGUAUUUUUCAACAUAUUACUUCCUCCUAUCAUAUUUUAUGCAGGUUAUAGCCUGAAAAGGAGACAUUUUUUCCGAAAUCUCGGGUCUAUCCUAGCAUACGCUUUUCUUGGAACAGCAAUUUCUUGUUUCGUUAUUGGGUCAAUAAUGUAUGGCUGUGUAACGCUGAUGAAGGUAACGGGACAACUUGCAGGAGAUUUUUACUUUACAGAUUGCCUACUGUUUGGUGCCAUUGUAUCAGCAACUGAUCCAGUGACUGUUCUUGCUAUAUUCCACGAGCUUCAAGUUGAUGUUGAACUCUAUGCACUUCUUUUUGGUGAAAGUGUCCUCAAUGAUGCUGUUGCCAUAGUGCUGUCCUCCUCAAUAGUGGCAUACCAGCCAGCUGGAGACAACAGUCACACCUUUGAUGUCACAGCGAUGUUCAAGUCUAUUGGAAUCUUCCUUGGAAUCUUCAGUGGAUCUUUUGCGAUGGGUGCUGCUACUGGAGUGGUGACAGCUUUAGUGACAAAGUUCACCAAAUUACGUGAGUUCCAGUUGUUGGAGACAGGCCUGUUCUUCCUGAUGUCCUGGAGUACCUUCCUCUUGGCUGAAGCAUGGGGCUUCACAGGUGUGGUUGCAGUAUUGUUUUGUGGCAUCACACAAGCACAUUAUACAUAUAAUAAUUUGUCCACGGAGUCUCAGCAUAGAACUAAACAGUUGUUUGAGCUUCUCAAUUUCUUGGCAGAGAAUUUCAUCUUCUCCUACAUGGGACUGACAUUGUUCACCUUCCAGAACCAUGUCUUUAACCCAACAUUUGUAGUAGGAGCAUUUGUUGCUAUUUUCUUGGGAAGAGCUGCCAAUAUUUACCCCUUGUCCCUCUUACUUAAUUUAGGUAGAAGAAGUAAGAUUGGAUCAAAUUUUCAACAUAUGAUGAUGUUUGCUGGCCUUCGUGGUGCAAUGGCAUUUGCCUUGGCCAUUCGAGAUACUGCCACUUAUGCACGGCAAAUGAUGUUCAGCACCACGCUUCUGAUUGUGUUUUUUACCGUGUGGGUAUUUGGAGGUGGCACCACUGCAAUGCUGUCAUGCUUGCAUAUCAGGGUUGGUGUUGAUUCAGACCAAGAACACUUGGGUAUUCCUGAAAAUGAAAGGAGAACCACCAAAGCAGAGAGUGCUUGGCUUUUCCGGAUGUGGUACAACUUUGAUCAUAACUAUCUGAAGCCUCUGCUGACUCACAGCGGGCCUCCGCUGACAACAACACUCCCUGCCUGCUGUGGACCCAUCGCCAGGUGCCUCACCAGCCCCCAGGCUUACGAAAACCAGGAACAGUUGAAAGAUGAUGAUUCUGAUCUUAUUCUCAAUGAUGGUGAUAUCAGUUUGACAUAUGGAGAUUCUACUGUGAACACUGAAUCGGCCACAUCCAGCGCUCCAAGGAGAUUUAUGGGAAACAGUUCUGAAGAUGCCUUGGAUCGGGAGCUUGCAUUUGGGGACCAUGAACUGGUCAUUCGAGGAACACGCCUGGUUCUUCCAAUGGAUGAUUCUGAACCCCCACUAAAUUUGCUAGAUAAUACGAGACACGGUCCAGCCUAAGCUUACUAAUACUCACUUAGUGAUUUGUAAAAUUUGCACAUGUGAUUGUGAAGAAAUUUGUACUACCUAAAAGUCCCAGUGCAUGUCUCUGAAUGUGUAAGCUAUAUAAAUGCUAUUUAUAUGGCAUAGAAAGAAUAUAAAUAUCCUGUACACGGCAGAUUGUGAACAAACUAUAUUCCUUUAAGUUUUCCUGGUUGCACUCUGUAGACUGGAUCUGUUUUAGAAAGUUACUUUCACAGUGAUGUUAUGUGUUCUGUUAGUUUUAUGUCUCAGUUAAAGUACAAAAAGUGACGGAUUUUCUCUUUCUUAAACUUACCUGACACUUAACCAGAGUACCAAGUUCUCGUGAUGUGAAUUAAUUUUUUUGUGUGCUAGGGGAGGGAGAGUGAGGAGGGCAUGUUAGUUCCUUGGGAACCCAGGGAGGAGAGGUUCCUUUAUUGGGAAACUUGUUGAUAGCUGCUGCCUUUGUCCUGACCGUUUUCUUUCCCUUUUCUCUGGUGGCCUGUUGUGGUGCAAGGAGCUGAUGGCAUUUGAUCUUGCCCCAUUCAGGUUGGGGAGUGAAGUGUGGGGACCCUUUUCCCCCGCUUGCUGUGAAAGCACAGAUUCAUUGACUAGAGUACACUGUUGUUCAGAAAAGAAGGCUGCAAAUGACUUCUGAGACCUUAUGUCUUUUCUUCCAGACCAAGACCAUAGAAGGAGUAGCAUCUAGCCGGCUUAGCCAAAGUACAGGUGUAUUUAGUUCAGGGCACUUGAUUUAUAUUUGGAGGGGCUGGGGUGGGCAGAGAGCAAGAGGCAAGUAAAGAGAAUGAUGGUUUCAGAGAUCUCUCUUCCCAAAUGUGUAAAUAUUCUAUACCAGAUAAGUUUAAAUAAGAAAUUUAAUUGCUGCUUAAUUUUUGAUUAUGUACUUUAUCUGUAUAGCAAGCUUUGUCGUCAGAAGUUUUUAUAUCAAUUUAAAUUGCUGCUCUUUAGCAGCCAAACAGGAGCAAAAUGUAAAAUUUUUGAACUUACUGUGUCUAAUCAUCAUUUGUUAGUCUGUAGUUAAUGUCAACAGUUAAUUUAUGAACCCACGAUCGUUCCACACUACACCAAAGUCAGUCAUAAGAGAAAUCGAAUAUUCUGGGCAUUGAUUGCAGCAAGGUGGCUGCUUUGUGUGCAGGAGGUGUAGUAGUCUUCAUUUUCACGGUACUUUUUAAUAUUAAUUAUCUAAGCUGCCAUGCAUUUUUUUUACAGUUUUCAAGGAAGAGCACAGAACAAUUUCUCAUUUCAUAUUUGGAGUAUGAAAGUAGAUUCUAUUUUGUAAAGCUGAUAAUACCUAAAGGUGCAUGGAAUGCUUGGAAGAAUACUUUUUGAUGUUGAUUUUGACCUGUUCGUGAUUCAGAAGAAAAACAAACUGUUUUGGAUUUUUUUCCCUCAGGUCUGAGUAGCAUUGCCUUAAAUCUUACCCAGUUAGAACAUUGGUUUAUUUACAUGAUGUUCAGAUUUUCCAGUGAAAAAUACCCUUCCGAACAAAACAUGUACUUACUCUCCAAAAGGUAUCUGUGCUAUUACAAACACUCCUUGAGAUUUUAAGGGAAUUCUAAUGUUGUACCCUUUCGUGGCAGCUUUGACUGUUGGCAUAGCCAUUUGUUAUGUAGUGGUAGCGACUUUCCUGCUAUGCAGGAAUCCCUCCCAUGAAGUGUAUGUUUUACAUGAUGUGUGCCUCUUCACGCAGUAAAUAGUUUCUUGUUAAUGUAUGUUCGAGGGGUUUGAACGUCAGUGUCAUUUACCCACAAAGUUAUUCAAGUUGUAAAAGGUUAUACAAUAAUUUAACAACUACCUUUUUUUAUUCUGUCGGGUUACUGACCUCACUUUAUGUAAAUACUUCGCAUGACAAAUUCAGUAACUCGUCUAUUUCAGCAUGCAUAAGACUUUUCACUAGGGAAACUGAUAAAGCUUGAGUCAAAUAAAUCUGCCUUCAUACUUUAUCAAGGGGAACCAAGCCUGCUGUGUUUAACAUCAGCAUCUGGAAGAUUUUCCUCUCCUCUAAUCUGUGUACACAUCUCCAAGAAAGGAAGAAAAAACAAACUCUGCUCAGACGCCUAUGAAACACCUGAAUGAACUUUGAUGAAGUCCAGUCUGAGUUACCAUCAUGCACAAGUAGAACUGCUCUUGGACUUGUUUUCCUGUUGUUUGUGGAACCUACACGUUUGAAUGACUUGAACGUUGCAUCUUUAAAGUUAUUUUUUAAGAUUUCUUGGCAUUUAUCCUAGUUGUCCGUGUUUGGCAAUGUGCUGUUAAAGUAAUAGACUUUUAAUCUUUAUGUAUUUUUUUGUUUUCUCUGGAGUACUUGGACAGAUGUUAUAGUGGUUUCUUUUAGGAAAAUCUGUCAUUAAAAAAGUUAUAGCCUUGCAAAUAACCACUCACAGUAUUUGAGUCACAGUUUAUUCUAGUGAGACGUAAAGAGUGCUGACUUCAUUUAUUUUUCUACCUAUAUACCUACUGGAAAAGGGGAAGACUAAUGUUUUCAAAUAAACAAACAGAAACCUAACAGAACUUAA
Messenger RNA from Mandrillus leucophaeus (drill), 4719 nucleotides. RefSeq names its product solute carrier family 9, subfamily A (NHE6, cation proton antiporter 6), member 6 (gene SLC9A6). Gene Ontology annotation, molecular function: sodium:proton antiporter activity. Lineage: Eukaryota; Metazoa; Chordata; Mammalia; Primates; Cercopithecidae. Gene Ontology annotation, cellular component: recycling endosome; membrane. The coding region runs from base 77 to 2182 and encodes 701 amino acids. The record is from RefSeq and is a predicted model, not a curated record. Gene Ontology annotation, biological process: regulation of pH; sodium ion transport; proton transmembrane transport. The transcript is spliced from 16 exons.